AAAGUCGCUGCGUGGUCGCUGCUUGCGUUGCGUGACCUAGUCAGUAUAGCGUCGUGUUUUAAUUAAACUAUAAUAUUAAUAAUAAUAAGUUAGGAAAAAUUACCACUUAGCUGUGUCAGCGUAGAAUGCAAAUGCAAGCCAUGAAUCAAUUCGGCAAUCGGGGUUUUGGCGGUCCACCGCAACCACAAAGACAGGGUCGUCGUGGAUUCAACCGUGGAGGCUUUCGCAAUACGAGAUUUGAUCACAAUAUGCAUAACGCCCAGAGGAAUAUGAAUCACGGUCAAGGAGGUCAACGGCCUAAUGAGGUUAAGCCAGCUCAGCCUGUUGAAAAACCUCAACAACAAAACCAGGCUCAGGUUAAGGCCCAGCCCCCACAACAACAACAACAGCCUAAGCCUGAAGCUCAGCAGGCAUCCCCAGCGCAGGCCCAGCCUUUGAAGCCAACUCCUCAGCAGCCCCAAUCCAAACCACAACAGCCGCAAGCUAAACCUCAGCAACCUCAAGUCAAACCCCAACAGCAACCUCAACAACAACAACAACAACAACAGCAGCAGCAGCAGCAACAACAACAACCGAAGCCUGCCCCUGUUGCUCAAGCAAAGAAUGAAUCACAGGAUCAUGUGGAUAAAUCACUCAAUGUUGAGCAAAAGCCACAAAACCAACACAAUAAUCAAAACCAACAACAAAGGAACCUUAAUGGCAACUUUGGAGCUAACAAGCAACAAGGUGGUUGGGGAGGCCAAGGAGGUCAAGGGAACAAACAGGGCAACUUUGGACAAGGCAAUAAACCAUUUGGUGGUCCUAAACAAGGUGGUCCUGGUGGACCUCCUCGCAACCAACGUCAAAAUAAUAUGCGAGGUCCUCAGCAGGAUGGAGGAAAACCUGUACAAAGGGAGGAACACAUGUUGGCGAACAAACUAAAAGAUUUGAUGGGUCCUUUGAUUGAUUUACCUCCAAUUGAUCAAACUGAAGUGAAGUUCAAUGGAAGAAGUCGGUUGUACAUUGGUAAUCUCACUAGUGAUGUCUCUGAAGAUGAAAUUACAAAUCUGUUUUCUCCCUUUGGUGAAACAGCCGAGCUAUUUCUUAAUAAAGAAAAGAACUUUGGAUUCAUUAAAAUGGACUACAGGGUGAAUGCUGAGCGGGCAAAGAGGGAACUAGAUGGAAAAAUGAGAAAUGGAAGAACACUGAGAGUAAGAUUUGCUCCUCAUAACAGUGCUGUCAGGGUGAAGAAUCUCCCACCUUUUGUAUCAAACGAGCUUUUGUAUCGUGCAUUUGAGAUAUUUGGAAAAAUUGAGAGGGCAUAUGUACGAGUAGAUGAAAGAGGGAAGACACUUGGUGAAGGAGUUGUAGAAUUUGCGCGUAAACCUAGUGCAUUAGCUGCAAUCCGUAAUUGUACAGAGAAAUGUUUCUUCUUGACUUCAUCUCUUCGUCCAGUUAUUGUGGAAAGCUUUGAGGAGCCUGAUGAGUUUGAUGGUUACCCAGAAAAGAACUUACCUAAAAAGCACCCGGAAUUUUUACGGGCUCGUGAGCUCGGUCCAAGAUUUUCUGAGCCUAGCAGCUUUGAACAUGAGUAUGGUACAAGGUGGAAACAGUUACACGAACUUCACCGCCAAAAAGAGGAGGCACUUAAAAAAGAAUUAGCUGCUGAAGAAGAAAAAUUGGAAGCUCAGAUGGAGUAUGCAAAGUACGAGCACGAAACGGAGUUACUACGUGAACAGCUGCGGCAGCGAGAGCAGGACCGUGAGCGCCAGAAGCGCAGCUGGGAGCUGGCCGAGCGCGCCGCCGACGAGCGACGUGACGCCGAGCGCCUGCAGCUGCUGCGCCAAGAGGAGGAGCUCGCGCAGCGCAUGCGCCAGCAGGACGACGAGCUGCGCCGUCGACAACAGGAGAAUACGCUUUUCGUGCAGGCUCAACGUUUGAACUCAAUGCUGGAUCGCCAAGAGCAAGGCAUGUUUGACCAGCAGCAGCCAAUGGAUGGAGGCUACAGAGACCAGUACGACAUGCCCCGUGGGAGUUAUGAUGACAUGCCGCCAAAUCGCGGUUGGGAAGGACCGCGCCAAAUGGACGAUUACCCUAACAAACGUCGCCGUUUUUAAUGCAGCUCUUAGGAGCAAAUAGUGUGUAAAUCCGUGUUUCCGUCAGUGGAGCAUUUUAUACUGUUUGGUGGUCGUUGGUUGGGUGCAAAUAAAGGAAAUAUGACAAAACAUUUAAUCCUAACUUUGUUAAAAUUAUUAGGUAAAACUUUACGAAUGAAAGCAAGUGUCGGUUUGUAUAGCUAUAUCUUACGUGCCGGCUAGUGUUUUACAUUACGGUUUAAUUUAACAUUGUAUUUAUAAAAAUAUUUUCGUGCGUCUUUCAUUGUAGGAAGCGCGUAAUUAUGAACCCAUUAUUUGUCCUAACCAAAGGCUUUAAAUUAUCACAUAACUUUAAAAUAAACUCACCGUAGAAAUAAAUUACGUUAGGUAUACUUUUAAGUCUGCUAAUGGCGAGAAUCGUCGUUUUUACUGUUUCGACAUCAGUGUGAAUUAUUACAUCAUUCCACUAGAGAGACAGCUAUUAUCACAAUUCGUUGAGUUAAUAGUCAACUCACGGCUUUAACAUUUUUUUAUACCUUAUGUAUAAUUGUAUCUCUAUGAUACAAUUAAAUAUAUUAUAUGAUAUUGACAAAUUAUAAUGUUAACAUUCCUAAUUUUCAACAACACCAGUUUACCUAGAUACUUCAUUACAUUGCAUUAAGUGUGAAAAUUAUGUUCAGCCCUUAUUAAGAAAGGGGUACUUUUUAAAAAUGUUAUAAAAAUGCUACAUCAUUUGAUAGCACUCGUGGUAAAGUUUAACACGAAUGUUUUAGUAAAGUAGAAGGUUAUUUUAACCAUUUUGUAAACAAUAUAAAACUUAACUAUACAAAAAUCGAUUUGUUUCAUGAAUUAACCUUUUAUUAGAAUUUUCUGAUAGAUAAACGUCACUUGUCUUUUAAAACAUGAUAAGCAUUAUUGAAGCAUGGCAUACGAGUAGUACCUGUAUGUAUGGUAUGUCUUCAUUGGUUUGUGUAGAAUGGAAUCUAAAGAACCCUCAGUUCUCUUAUUAUGUUUUCUUGUAUUUUUCCUAACUUAUUCUUUUAUAUCUGUUCUGGAGGCGUAUAUUGAGGUGUUACCUAGCGCCAUUAUUGCAAUAAACAAAUUAUCCAUAAGUGGCACCAGUUAACGAUAACUAAAAAAGGGCGAAAGCUAAAAAUUUUAUUUAUAACUUUGAGCAUAGUGAAUUGAGUGUGAAGAGAUUAUUUAAACAUUUGGUAAAUUAGUUAUUUUUAACGUCUUGAAUAAAAAACAUAUAGCAAAAUAUUUUUUGAAUUCUUAUUUCAGUAUAACCCCUCGAAGUCAUUUUUACAUUUGUCAACUAGGUAUUCUUAUUGAUAUUGUUUUACUUUUUUAAACCAUUGACUUGGCUGAAAAACUAGCAUGUAAUCAAUGCUUAGAACAACAAGGAACACCUUCCAUAAGAUUUUUUUUGUGAUAUAAAUGGUAUGAGAAGUAGUGUAUACUUAAAAUUAUUUUAGUCAUUUCAUGUGACUAGAAGUAGCACAUCUCUCGUACUUUAAAUUUUUUCAUGUAUAAACACGGUAAUAUGUAAUUAUUUCUGUGGUAUAAGUUAUAAUAUAAUAAUAUCAAAUAUGAUAGUGUUUAAAACAUGAAAUAAAAAGUGUACUCUUAAAAAAAUGAAUACUAUUAAAAUAACGAUAUACUUUUGUCCCUCAUUCAUAUCUUUCUUAUAAGUUUUAGUAAACACCGUUCUCUCAGUGACUGGGAGACCAGACCGGCCGUUGCGCUAAGUGUAUUCGAGUUACUUUGCCGCAACGGGACGAAAACGAGCUAAAGCAUUUUAAAAUUAUGGUUGAAUAUAGUUUAGAAUUGUGGUGGCAAUGAACCCCCGUGCCUCGGAGAGCACGUUAAGCUGUCGGUCCCGGGUGUCAUAAAACUCUAUGACAUUCGUUACGGCUAGUCAGAAGCCUCAAAAAUCUGACAACGGGUAUCAACAUGAUUGUGGUAUCACAUCUAGUGGGAUAUCGAGAGUCGAUGUAAAAAUAAAAAUUACACAUCCAGAAGCCAUUUUUGUUUAAGACUCAGAAUCUCAAAACGAGCUGAAAAUCGGCCAGACUGGUUUUUUGUAUUCAACUUAAUCGAGGACUACCAAAUUACAGUUUUAAGAAAUUUCAAUCCCUUAUAUUUUACUUAUAAGUACGUGUGGUCUUGUAAAUUGUUUUGUUGGUUCCUAUUGCGAGUAAUUAACUUUCAAAUGACUGAAGUUAAGUAAAAAAGUAGAAUACUUAACUGAUACACAUUAAUCAAAUGUCAUAAUCAACGCAAAUGGGAUUUCAUCGUACAAAUAAACCACCAACAAGUUUGAUAAUAAUAACAACUAUAGAAAAUUAGGAUAUUGACGAUUGAGUUCAACGGGGAAUAGAUUUAUUAAAUUCUUCCUGCGACUCCCAUCGUUUUUUAUUUCGGGAUUCCAAGCUCAAAGUUGCCUAAUUUUCAUUAUUGAGACAGGAAAUAACAACUUCUUCGAAUCCGAUGGUCCGUCCCGCCAAACACUUCUUUUUCUAAGUUUUUGCUUCCUGAAAUCACUGAUUUUGUUGCAAGCUCUCGUACCUUAACUGGGUAUAUUUUAAUAAAAAUAGAAUCAUAAAUGUGUUUCUUUUCGUAAAGAAACAACCGUACUGUUUAAAUUAUUGUAUAAUAGGAGGUUGGUGGGAGAUUAUGUUCGUUAUUUUGAUUGCUGACCGUAGUGGCAGGUGGUGGCUUAUGUUACACUGUGUAUGGUUUUGCGCAAUGCAUAUCCGGGGUUUGUAAAGUUCUAGGGGAGCUAAUGAUUUAUAUAAAAUGAGAAUUUUAUGUCUUGGAAAUUUACUAACAUUGUGUAAAGACUCAGUAUUCUUGAUAUAUUAGGUUUUUUGACUACUGAAAAGAAUUUGUUAAUUAAAAUGAAUAGUUUUAUGUGCCUUUGAGACGGCGCACUUUAAUGUAUUCAAUGGGUUAGCGUCAUCCUCAAUUGCUAAUUAUUAUAAAUCGAAUCCUAUAAAAGCCACUUAUCUCCAGUCGCUUUUUUUAAUUAGUUCACUAUAACAAAGUGAAUAUGGCUUGUAUUGUACAAGUUUUACACAGCUUGAAUAUUUAUUUACUGGAUUUUUUCUAGCACACUAACUAAUGGUAAGCUUAAGGUUUGUGAAUUUGUACUUAUUUAAAUUAAUUUUUCAAGAAAUAUGGGAAAAAAGAGAAAGGUUUGGAAUUUGUAAAUAUUGCUGGUGUUUGAAACUUGGAUCUUUCAGUACUAAAACGACUCGUGAGAUUUCUUUUUCUUAUACUUUCGACUGUAAAAGUAACUUACGCGCUGCCGCUGUUAUCGCGCGCGUAUAAACACACUUGUCUAUAUAUGUUCAUGUACUAGUAAAAUUAUGUACAGAAAGUUAUAACUGGCAAGAUAAAAAGUACUCCAGUUUUCGAGCUAAAAUAAGCUCAGACUGAAACUAUUAAAUGAAAUAUGGAAUAUACAUCCUCCCAGCUAACUUUUUUAAAUGAAUAGAAGAUUAUAAAACUUCGUUUUGGUUUGAUGUUCAAAAAGGAGAGGGUGAACUUCUGAGUCGAUAGAUUUGAACUUCACCGUCUCUUUUUUAUUUUGUUUGCCUAGAAACUAACCCGUUCCGUUUCCAUUAUAACCAAUGCAAGAAAUUUUUGGUGUGGACACAGAUCAAUCUAACAUUGCUUGGUAUUUUAAAAUUUUUGAUUAAAUUUAAUGUAAACGUGGUAGGUAUUACAACUAAGCGUUCGUCUUUCAAACGAUAAACUUUAAAAUAUUCAUCGGAUGGCGGUGCCAAACGUAUUAAUAUAAAUACGGUCUUGAAAUUAACAUCAAGUACAAAAUAAAUAUACCUAACGCUUUUGUAUACUAAGUUUUGUUGAAAUACCAUGUUGUUUUAACUAACACAGGGACAUAUUUGUCCCGAAAUUAUGAUGAAGUCACAAAACAAUAAUUGUAGUUGCAAGUACUAUGCAGGUUAAAACCGAUAAAAUUGCAAAAUUGCCGUGGCUGAAGGGUAUUUUUCAAAAACAAAUUCGCGCUGUAAAAAUAGCAUUAGCAUAUUAAAUAGCAAAAAAUAAGUGCUUCACAUACUCUGCACAACCUAAUGUCUUUAUUUUAUUUUUAGGAUUUAAAUUGUAAUUAUUAUAUUGUUUUUCUAUAAAUUAAUAGAAUAUCAAUUCUUUCUUAAGUUUUAAGAGUUCGUUUCAUAUUCCUGUAGACGACACCACGCUGCUUUUGUAAUUUAAAUUAUUCAUUAAAGUUUGUUAUUUAAUAACAGGCUGAUCAUUAUUUGAUCGCAAUAAUAUUUAGUUUGUAUCUGUCCCGCCUCAGCUUUGUUUGGGAGUGCCAUUUCUCGAUGAUCUCGGCGAAUAUUUUUUUUAUUUCCUAAAAAUAACGAACAAGACAAAACAUAUUUCGAUUUUUGUCAAAUAAUUCGACAGCAAUGGGUUUACAUGUAUUUCGGUCAUUUGAAAGCUAUAACAUGUAUGUUAUUUUAUCUCCAUGAUAUGAAAAAUUAUUCAACACAUUUUCUUACAAAGGUGCAUAUAAAAUUUUGCUAUACGUUGUGAACACAACCUUUGAUUUGAAAAUAAUAAUUAUUAUUGCAAUAGAAUAGUCGUACGUAGGAAGUAAUUUCUUUAUUUAUACAUAUUUUUCCUUACAGGCGUAAAUAGUGAGAAAAAGUCUGAAGCAGCCAAAUAACUUUUGUUGACAAAUAUCAGUGCUAAUUUAUUUGACUGUACUUUUAAUUGGUACAUUAAAAAUAUUAUGAGCAGCACAUGUUCCCUAAGAUAUUUUAUUUUUAAUAAUUUCACAAACGUAAUUACUACAAAUAAAGGAAAUUAGCACUGAUAUAAAACUAUUGGUAAGUAUGCUGUGUAUUGACACGAGUUUUCAAUUUAAUACAGGAAACAGCAAAUUAAUCUGCCACAACCUGAAAUUUGUUUAUUGGAUUUUCAGUUUUAUUACAAAAUAAUAAACUUGAAUAUCUUAUAAAUAAAUUUAACGUUUGUUGGCGCUUUGAUGUGCUACAUGUAUUGUAUUGUAUAACUCCGUUGAAAAAACAAAUCACGUGUCACAAGUAAUUAGUUUUACUUUCAUUGACGUCUUCAUCUUUGGCUAUAAGGAAACUUACGCAAAUGGUGAUGCUCUGAAAUAUGUACCUGCGCAUUUCUAUGUCCAAAUCACUAAGUACAUACUUAUAAUUGAUAGAGAUCGGACAUAUACGGCGCCUGGCCAUUUUAAAUCUUAAAAAAAUAUGUGCUGAAUGUGUCUCGUAAUAAAAAAGUUCUUCUGAAAAAAAUUACGCAAAACUAAAAGUAGUUUAUUUGAGCAUCAUCAGUAUCAUCACCAGUCAUAAAUGUAAACUGCAUUUUUGACAAUACAUACACAUCAUCUUUUGAACUUUCAAUAACAAAUAUGAAGUAUAUAUUUUUUCAAGUACAUAUUUGCUUUUUAAUAAGACUGUUACUAUAUUGCAGAAACGUUUUAUCUUUGCGUCAAAAAGAAUUCUUUAAUCGUAAUCUUGUCCGGUUCCGGUUUGAUGCACUCUGCCAGGUAAAUUAAUUUCAUUAGGUUUUCGAUUUCGUGACUUUUUUAGCAGAUUUUGAUUAAGCCAAUUACGACAACGAUUCAAUCAGUUCUAGGUAUCAUGUUGCUGAUGAUGUCAAUUGUUUUUACAAAUGUCUCGAUAAGAGUGCAAGAAUACCUUAUUAAGAUGAGAGUUAUCUCUGAAAUAAUUGUGUUAUGGUAGUAGUAUAGAAUGUAAUCAUUUUUCAUUCUGAUUUUUAACAGACUUCAAAAAAAGGAGGAGGUUCUCAAUUCGAUUGUAUUUUUUUGGUUCGUAUAAUUAAAUGGGUAUCAAUUUCACCAUUUAUAUCAUACUAUUUUAUUUGAAUUUUCUGUAAUUUAAAGAGUCAUUCCCUAUUUCUGAUGCUUUAAAAUAGACAGUUUUAUGUAGCUACAACAUGCAACAUGCUAGUUGGUGAUAUUUAUCUAAUUUUGGUGUACAAAACAUGCAAUAUUAAAACUAAUCGUUUUCUGUAAUGUGGUCUCGUGACGCAUCGUUCUAAGCCUGCUAUAGGCUCGAUAACUGCAUGCAUUUCAAAUAUUCUCGAGUUAUUUCGAAGAUUAUCCAUAAAAAUAUUUCUAUUUUUCAUUUAUUACACAUUUUCCGACGCUUCUGUAUGAUGAUGUUUUUACCUUUUGAGGUUAAAAUCCUUUUGUUUACUGUGUUUGUAAAGUUUUCAUAACUGCUACAACUGUAGCUUGCCUGCACAAUUUAAUACUUUUUAUUUAGCCGCAAAAAGGAUUGGAGCUAUACGCGAAGAACAGAAUAAGAAAGAAACCACAUUUCCUUCAGGAAGACGCCUUGUAUUUCGUAUGACAUUCAACGGCUUUCUCUGAGUAACGACUCUGGUAAGUUAAGACCCAAUUGACAAGUCUGUACGGUCCCGGUUUUACGUAUGACCUGUAUAAAAAUUACGACGAUUCGAAGCUGUAUUUAGAGCAUUGCUACAACAUAAAACUACUAAAUUCGAACGGACGUUAUUGCGCAUUAUUAUGCCAUUUGAAGAAUAUUGGCCAUACACUUUACGGCUUGGAGGAAAACUUAUUUUAUAUUUUCUUGCAAUUUACAAGACUUAAAUUUAUGAUAUCUUCACUUUAAAUCUUCAAAGCUUUCACUUGGUCACUGGGUGGGUAUUACAAACUAUGUAUAUAACUUUUAGUGGGUUUUGUAGAUGAUAUAUGAAAAAGUACCUAGGGUGAACUCAUCUAAUUUCGUGACAAAGGCAUUUGAGUUACAAAAUACCAGUAAAUUAUUAACUAAUUUAAUUCAGUCUCAGCAUGCCUUUUUUAUCAAUCUUUUAUGAGGAAUAUUAGCACAAAUAAUCAGAUGUUUUUCUAGACACCUAAGAGUUAUACCAAAUUUACUAAACCAAGUCAACUUGCCUAAUUCCGUGGUGUAAGUCCGUGAUAGCUUAUACUUUAAUUCUGAUAUAACGGAAUUAGGCAAGUAACUUUGAGAUCGGUCUCCGAAUAUUUUCUGUUUUUCUUGUUGGGGUCAUCCAUGAUAUAUCUGAAAGUGAAUCUGCAAUUUAAAAUAAUUAAUACGUACCUACCUGCUAAGAUUAUAGCGGCUGCCUAAAGUUGAGCUCAUAUUAAUAAAAAAAAAAUGUGAAAUUUGGUAAAUUACUCACGCAAUUACGUGACAAGUCCAAAAAAAAGUGUCAACUAAUUCCGUGAUAGCAAAAUAUAAUAUUGGCCCAAAGUCGUCAAUUUAAUUAAGACCAGAUAAACGUAAUAAAAUAACAUCAAUAUUGUCUACUACACUCAAAAUAAGUCAAUAAUUUUAGUUAAAACCACAAAUAUUUGUACAUAACUACUAUAAUUCUGUGAUAGCACAGAAACCACUCAACCGCUAAAACACUAAUAUUUUUGACGAACAAAAUAAGCUCUAACACGAAAAAGACGCAGAACUUUGACGAUUUUUUCACUGCCACAUCAAGGGAAUAUCAUAUAGAAUCCACUUUAUUCGAAAGAAGCUAAAAAAUGGGUUAAAUACUUAUAUACAUGAAGCAAAGUUCGCCACCCAUUCACAACCACUGCGGAAACCGUCGAAAUUCGCGCCCGAACUGACAAAACCGUUAGCUGUUUCUAUCUCGCUCACUCGAGCAUCCCCAAAAUUUACAUACGAAUUCGAGAUUAAUCACUGAGGCUUAAGGUUGUAUUUGAAACCUUUGAUUUCACUCGUAUAGCCCUAUGAUAGCGCUCAAACCAAAUAUCACCGAAUUAGGCGAGUCACAGAAUUAGAUGAGUUCACCCUACUCAUGAUCCGUAGAAAGCUGUAAAGAGUUACUUGUUUAUGGAAAUAAAAGUUGAACUUCUGGAGUAACAGGAGAGUUAUAUACCAUUAAGUACAACCUACUCAUACGUUUUUGAACUUAGAGUAAUUAUACGUCGUAAAGACGGUAAGCUAAGAAAAAAAAAUUGUCUAUGAAAAUUGGGAUAAGUAACUCAACAAAAACAUGUUUCAUUGUUUCCCGGCGUUAAACUACUUACUGCAACUUACUGCUUACUUACUGCUCUGAAAUUAUAUUUAAGGUUAUAUACGUGUAUCGAUUACGAAUCUGAAUGUUACUGUUCUACGUUAUUUUUGCGUAAGCUAAACCGUGUUUACAAAAUAUGUGUGUUGGUUUACAAGAUGUCUAAAUACGCAACCCAAUUUUAUUUGCCUUUCGUUCACACAUAAUCAAAUUCACGAUUUAUUUAUUCUACAUAAACGGUCCAAAUCCACAUUUACAUUUUCAAUCAUGUUAAGUAAUCAGUAAAUGAGUAAAUGGGGAUAUGUUCUUUUUCCGAUCAUCGACAUCCGAUCUAAAUGUUUUGUAAACCAUAAAAAAAUCUAAGUACUUCUUCGAACUGGUAGAAGUUUAAACAUCAUGCCAAAUAGUUCUUAUACACUCGCAGAUUGUACCUGUUUUCUCUCACCAUAUUUUAUUAAUUUAACUACCAAUACCAUCAAUUUAUGCUGUGACUACAAAAUUAUAUAAUAAAAUUAUAGACAUGAUCAGUAUUAAAGUUUUAAUUUUUUUACUGCAUAUUUCCUAGUAAACUAAAAAAAGCUUCUGUCACGAAGCUAAUUUUAUGAAUUAUAUUCUAUGGAAUUAAUAUUCUACUAAAAAUCAUCUUAUUUUACCAAGAAAUUAGAAAAGCUGUAACAAAGUAGUUGUUAAUAAUCCCUAAGAUAAUUAAUAACCAAUAAAAUAUUUAAUUAUGAAUAUAAUAAUUUACAAUGAUUAUAAUUAUAAUAGUACUUUAACUUAAUUUCAAAAUUCAUGUUUUAUAGCCACCGACAAAACACAAACUGCUACUCGAAAAUGAAAAUAUUUAAAUUUAAAACUAAUUUUAAUAUUGUUAUGUUCACAGGUUUCAGUUUUUAGUUAGACAACUCCAUCGGCAUAUAUUCUGGUAAUUAUAAACAAUUUGUCUAAAUAUUUUAGUAAAGCAUUGAAAAAAUGUAUAAAGAUUGAAAUAUUUCAAUUAUAAUCAUUAUGAAUUAUUUGUUCCCAAAUUGUAUAUGAAUUGUAGAACACAUGUUGUGUAAAAUGUGACAAAACAAAAACUUAAUAUUUGUUUUUCUUUUCAGAUGACCAGGAUAGAAGCUUUAACAUUAUUUUAGUCAACUGAACAGAUGGUUUAUACCCGAGGUGUGUAUGUAUGCUUUUUACUUUUAAUUAUUGAUGUUUGUAAACAACUAACUUGUGAUAAACUAUGAUGAUUCACAUUUUUUGUCUUCUUUUCCCGACUGAUGCAUAUUGAAGCAUACCUAUAAAAAUCUGAUAUUUGAAAACCUAAGUCCUUACUAUUAGCGAUUAACGUAAUACAUUUUUCAUACUUAAAUAUCUUAAUGUUAUUCCUUUAAAGAUUCAGUGCUGAACAGCCUGAUUACCUAGGUUCAACUAGUAAUGGUCAGAUCAUGAACUGACUUUAUACUUUCAGGUUGUUGUAUUUUGCAAUAGUAAGGGCUUAUUUUUUAUGGUCUGUAAAAUUAUUAAUUUGAAUUUUGUAAUAUGUGUUGAGGAUUUAAGGUGUUUAAUUUUUUUCAGUGCAUUGGCUGCCUUUGGCUCCGCGGUGUUAGCGCUCGAGAUUAUUAUCUAUCUUACUACACGCUAUUGGAAUGUAGGUCUAAAGGAGAAAAUAAGUUCAGCUUUAAAAAUCUAAACGAUUUAUUUUAUUGUUUCGCAUUAUUACAGUUGUUGCUAGCUAAAAAAAUAU
Molecule: messenger RNA, 11853 nt
Organism: Spodoptera exigua (beet armyworm)
Lineage: Eukaryota; Metazoa; Arthropoda; Insecta; Lepidoptera; Noctuidae
Source: the annotation of a GenBank genome assembly